Humulus lupulus (European hop) is the source of this 787-nucleotide messenger RNA. Its product is annotated as subtilisin-like protease SBT3.11. The record is from RefSeq and is a predicted model, not a curated record. The transcript is spliced from 3 exons. The coding region runs from base 168 to 566 and encodes 132 amino acids. Lineage: Eukaryota; Viridiplantae; Streptophyta; Magnoliopsida; Rosales; Cannabaceae.
GAAUGCGGCACACCCAAAGACUUCCAAGAUAUUUAAUUUAAUUUAAUGAUAAUAUUAUCCUUUGAAAAAGAAAAAGACAAAUAAUAAAAGUCUUAACGGUUAAGGCAAAAAAAUGUCGAUUCCUGAUAAGAAUAAAUAGGUGAAAGAGGGUUUCGGAGUUUGAUAGAAUGCUAUCAUCGAAAAACUUUCGCUUUUUCUUGGCAUCACUCUUGAUUUCGAUUACCAUUUCUGAGAUCGCAAUCGCAAUGGCGGACCAAUCUUCUCCCAGCAUUGCUGCUGCUACUGCUACUGCUGAACCUGAAUCAGCGGUUCAUAUUGUAUACACCGAACAGCCCCAAAACAACGAGGAACCUGAGUCUUAUCAUAUUCGAACCCUAGCUUCUGUUCUUGGCAGUGAGGAGGCGGCGAAGGAGGCUCUGCUAUACAGUUACAAGACUGCUGCUAGCGGAUUCUCUGCUAAGCUUACUCCGGAUCAGGUCGCCCAGAUUUCAAAACAACCAGGUGUCCUUCAGGUUGUCCCAAAUAGGAAAAUGGUACUGCAUUCAGGUGAAGGGAUGUUACAUUGAAGAAGGAACUUCCAUGGUUUAAGAAAGCAAGUUAUAUACGAGGUUCGUAGUAUAAUGAGUCGAGAUUGACUUGGCAUGCUCUUUUGUAAGCGCAACUUUUAAUAGGCCUAUGUAAUUAGAUGACAUUAAGUGUAUUAUAUUAUUAUAUAUGUGUAUGUGUGGAUCUGAUACAUCAUGAGAUUUAAUCUUGCAGCCUGAAUAAUAAAUAAAUAAGUUGUUUA